AAAAUUGAACCCAGCAACAACUUUAUUUUUAAUUGAAAAAGAAAAAAACAAGCUAAAAACCAAGAAGCCGACCCGAGGCAUUGUGUUGAGAGAGCGCAUAUUCGUAUCAAAUCUCUAGUUUCUGACUGAGUGAAAGUAGAAGAGAAGAGAAGAGAAGAGAAGAAGUAGAUGGAGAAAGGAAAGGGAGUGAUGGGAGCAGGUCGAAGAUGGGCCGUUGACUUGACUGACAACUCAACCUCCCCUUCUUCCCGCGACGUCCCUGAUCCUCCUGGCUUCUCUCGCACCUCCCUCGAACAGGACGAUUCAACUGUGAGUCGCCAGAAGAAGGAUGCCGAAUCUACUUGGAAAGCGCAGAAAGCUUGGGAAGUUGCGCAGGCCCCAUUCAAGAAUUUGCUAAUGAUGGGCUUCAUGAUGUGGAUGGCUGGAAGUACAGUGCAUUUGUUUAGCAUUGGAAUCACAUUUUCUGCUCUUUGGCAGCCCAUAAGUGCCUUACAGGGUGUAGGAAAGGUUUUUGAGCCCUACAAGGACAGCAAAGUAGAUCUUAUUGCCCCAAAGUUGCUAUUCAUUGCCCUUAAUUUGGGAGGUUUAGCACUGGGUGUUUGGAAGCUUAACACUUUGGGGUUGCUUCCUACACAUGCAUCUGAUUGGGUUUCAUCCUUACCCCCUGCUCAGGAGGUUGAGUACUCAGGUGGUGGCAUUCCUCUAUAUUGACAUCAAUGUUGGGCUAAUCUCAAGAUAAAAAGAUGAAUGGCAUUUGCAGACGCAGGAUGAGAUCCUAUUGCUGUUUACUGGCAAACGACACAUGGCUGGUCUCUAUAAUGUGAUUCUUUCGAGUUCUGAAUGAUAUAACUAAAUUUUGUGGCCGUAGACACUGAGCCUGUAGUACUUGUUCUAGUGACUCAAUUGAUUAUCAUGAAAUCUAUAUUUUAACACUUUAAUUUUGCUAGCAGUUUUGAU
This is a messenger RNA of Prunus mume (Japanese apricot), 957 nucleotides long. Its product is annotated as ER membrane protein complex subunit-like protein. The record is from RefSeq and is a predicted model, not a curated record. NCBI's taxonomy places the organism in Eukaryota, Viridiplantae, Streptophyta, Magnoliopsida, Rosales, Rosaceae.